Molecule: messenger RNA, 632 nt
Organism: Pyrus x bretschneideri (Chinese white pear)
Lineage: Eukaryota; Viridiplantae; Streptophyta; Magnoliopsida; Rosales; Rosaceae
Product: pleckstrin homology domain-containing protein 1
Exons: 1
Coding region: 1-438 (145 amino acids)
Source: RefSeq, a predicted model, not a curated record
AUGGAGGGUCUGUGGCGGGCGGCGACGGGCCAAGACCCGAGCCCGGAAGACUACACCGGAAUCGACUUCUGGUCCAAUCCUGAGCGCGCCACGUGGCUGACCAAGCAGGGCGAGUACAUCAAGACGUGGAGGCGCCGCUGGUUCGUCUUGAAACAGGGGAAGCUGUUCUGGUUCAAAGACAAUCACGUGACCCGCUCGUCGACGCCGCGCGGUGUGAUCCCGGUCGGCACGUGCCUGACUGUGAAGGGCGCCGAGGACGUGGUCCACAAGCCCUGCGCCUUCGAGCUGUCGACUACCAACCACGACACGAUGUACUUCAUCGCCGAUUCGGAGAAGGAGAAGGAGGAGUGGAUUAACUCGAUCGGACGGUCCAUAGUUCAGCACUCCAGAUCGCUCGCGGAUUCCGAGGUCGUCGAUUACGAUAGCAGCCGACAGUGAUCACAACCUCUCGAUUUUCAUGGUACAGUAAACUGUAAUUUGUGUUUUUUUUCCCUUAAAUUUGAUGUAAUAGUUGUUUUGUUUGAUAAAAAUCGGAGCUUUUCUUGUUUUCUUGCUGUCGAAUUUGGACAAUUUUAGGCUGAAUUUUGUUUCUCUGUUGCUUUUUUUCGUAAUAUAGAUGAUAUUUUGUGUGA